Colletotrichum karsti is the source of this 801-nucleotide messenger RNA. RefSeq names its product putative RNA recognition domain-containing protein. Gene Ontology annotation, molecular function: U1 snRNA binding. The coding region runs from base 1 to 801 and encodes 266 amino acids. The transcript has 2 exons. NCBI's taxonomy places the organism in Eukaryota, Fungi, Ascomycota, Sordariomycetes, Glomerellales, Glomerellaceae. Gene Ontology annotation, cellular component: U1 snRNP. Gene Ontology annotation, biological process: mRNA splicing, via spliceosome. The record is from RefSeq and is a predicted model, not a curated record.
AUGGCUUCCGGUCUCCCCAUCGCCACAGUAUACGUGCGAAAUCUAGAAGAACGCGCCAAGAUCGACCAGCUGAAGGAUGCGCUGCUUCAGAUCUUCUCCGAGUACGGCAAUGUCCUCGACGUUGUCGCAAAGACGAAUUUGAAGGCCAAGGGCCAGGCCUUUGUGGUUUUCGACAACCCAGAGUCCGCGCGCAAAGCGAUCGACGAAGUCCAGGGCUUCGAACUGUUCGACAAACCUAUGCAGCUUGCGCUGGCACGAACUAGGAGCGACGCGACAGUCAAGACUACGGGUAACGAGGAAGAAUUUGAGCUACACAAACGUCGUCGACUAGCUGAAAAGGGUACGGUUAUCUUCUCCAUCUUUGGCUUUCUCUUCGCUAACCUCAUCACCACUACUUCAGACAAGAAGAAGGCAUACGAGGCUGCUGAAGAGCAGAAGCGGCUUAAGAGACCUGGCCCAGGUGGUGCCGGCCCGGAUGCCAAUCGACCAGCCAAGGCUGCCCGCGGCGCUGGCCUCAAGUCCACGAAUCCCUCUGCAACCGCUGUCGUCCCAGACGAGUACCUUCCCCCGAACAAGAUUCUGUUCGUCCAGAACCUCCCGGAAGACUACGACAUCGAGGCUGUUACCAGCAUAUUUGGGCGUUUUGAGGGAUUCCGUGAGGUUCGUCUGGUUCCAGGUCGUCGUGGUAUAGCCUUCGUGGAGUACGAGGGCGAACAGGGUGCUAUCACAGCAAAGGAGAAUACCGCCGGCAUGGUUCUUGGAGAUUCGCACACGAUUAAGGUCACGUAUCAGCGCCAAUGA